AUGGCGGCUGCAGUACACGCAUGGACCCAGGCGAGGCCUGACGAGAAGUCAUCCUCAGCCUUGACCUUUGAGCCGUUCGAGCUACCCAAGACCAACCAAAGAACUCUAGGAGCACCUCACCAGCCUGGUACUAUCUCGCCCCUGGCACUGAAACCAUCUGGUACCGGGAGCACCGACAUCGAUCUUGACCAGGCUGUCCAAACGAUCAAGGAUUUACAAGGCCGAGACAAAUUUCUGACCAAAAGCCUCGCUCAGCAUGGCACAAUUCUCUUCCGAGGCCUCCCAAUCCACGAUGCAAAUGACUUCAGCAAAUUUGCUCAUGCAUUUGGCUACCAACCUCACGAGAUCAUCGGGAUUGUGGUAGAUCGCCCGCUACUGGCUCCCAACGUCGCUCCAGCCAACGAGGCUCCCAAGGAUGUGCUGAUUUACAACCACAACGAAUCUCCACAGGUCCCGCACGCACCAGAGUAUAUUUUCUUCUAUUGCCACAAAGCCCCUGCGAAAGGAGGCGAGACUCCAAUCUCGUCUUCACUAGAGCUCUUCCACCGGGCAAAACAGGCGAUUCCAGAAUUCGUCGAUGAGUUGGCCGAGAAAGGGAUACUGAGCAAAGUGACGUACAAGUUCGACAAGAUGUACGAAGGUGGUUCGACUCUGAAGCAGGCGUUCGGGAAGCACAUCCAGGACGACGAUGACGAGCAGACACGACGCGCCAAAAUCGAGGCGCAGAUUGCCCGCUACGGCCGUGGCAAAUACACAUCUUGGGAGUGGACCGACGAUGGUAUUGUCCUCACACACCAAUUGCCGGCCGUCAGGACACAGCCAGAAACAAAUCUUCCCACACUGUUCACUGGAUUAGCGGCGUACUACAAGAAUGCCAAAGUCAACUCAAAGACGAGGAAGGGUGCCGCACAGCAGUGUUUCGGUGAUGGCACACCGAUUCCGGAGAAGUAUUUGAAGACUCUGGCCGAGAUCACCGACGAGAUUCGGGUUUUGCACAAGUGGCAGCAAGGCGAUGUGCUAUUGUAUGACAAUAUCAUCGCUCAGCAUGGCAGGCAGCCUUGGGAGGGAGAACAGUCGGAUCGAGUCAUCUUGGCCAGUCUGUUCGAUGGCGAGAGUGUGCCUGGAGCGUAUACGGGCAAGGACUGGGCGCAAGUUGUGCAGGCGCUUGAUGACGCAUGA
Zasmidium cellare ATCC 36951 is the source of this 1179-nucleotide messenger RNA. RefSeq lists its product as uncharacterized. Bases 1 to 1179 code for a protein of 392 amino acids. Gene Ontology annotation, molecular function: oxidoreductase activity. NCBI's taxonomy places the organism in Eukaryota, Fungi, Ascomycota, Dothideomycetes, Mycosphaerellales, Mycosphaerellaceae. The transcript has a single exon. The record is from RefSeq and is a predicted model, not a curated record.